AUGGCUGGCGAUUCUAGGAAUGCCAUGAACCAGGAUAUGGAGAUUGGGGUCACUCCCAGGGAUCCUAAGAAGAUUCCCAAACAGGCCCGAGAUUACAUCCCCAUUGCCACCGACCGCACGCGCCUCCUGUCAGAGGGCAAGAAGCCGAGGCAGCGCUACAUGGAGAAGAGCGGCAAGUGCAACGUCCAUCACGGCAACGUCCAGGAGACCUACCGCUACCUGAGCGACCUCUUCACCACCUUGGUGGACCUCAAGUGGCGCUUCAACCUGCUUGUCUUCACCAUGGUCUACACCAUCACCUGGCUGUUCUUCGGGUUCAUCUGGUGGCUCAUUGCCUACAUCCGGGGUGACCUGGACCACGUCGGGGACCGGGAGUGGAUCCCUUGUGUAGAGAACCUCAGCGGCUUCGUGUCUGCCUUCCUGUUCUCCAUCGAGACGGAGACCACCAUCGGGUACGGCUUUCGGGUGAUCACGGAGAAGUGUCCGGAGGGCAUCGUCCUCCUGCUGGUCCAGGCCAUCCUCGGCUCCAUCGUCAACGCCUUCAUGGUGGGGUGCAUGUUCGUCAAGAUCAGCCAGCCCAAGAAGAGAGCUGAGACCCUCAUGUUUUCCAAUAAUGCCGUCAUCUCACUUCGAGACGAGAAGCUCUGUCUCAUGUUCCGGGUGGGCGACCUCCGCAACUCGCACAUCGUGGAGGCCUCCAUCCGCGCCAAGCUCAUCAAGUCCCGGCAGACCAAGGAGGGCGAGUUCAUCCCCCUGAACCAGACCGACAUCAAUGUGGGCUUCGACACGGGGGACGACCGCCUCUUCCUGGUUUCCCCGCUCAUCAUCUGUCACGAAAUCAACGAGAAGAGCCCUUUCUGGGAGAUGUCACGGGCCCAGCUGACCCAGGAGGAAUUCGAGGUCGUGGUCAUCCUGGAAGGGAUGGUGGAGGCCACAGGCAUGACUUGCCAAGCACGGAGCUCCUACAUGGAUACCGAGGUGCUCUGGGGCCACCGGUUCACACCAGUCCUCACCUUGGAAAAGGGCUUCUAUGAGGUGGACUACAACACGUUCCACGACACCUAUGAAACCAACACGCCCAGCUGCUGUGCCAAAGAGCUGGCAGAAAUGAAGCGGGAAGGCCGGCUCCUGCAGUACCUCCCCAGCCCUCCACUGCCAGGGGGCUGCGUUGGAGCAGAGCUGGGUGCAGAGGCGGAGCCAGAGGGAGAGGAAGAGCCUGAGGGUCUGAGUGGGUCCCAGGAGACCAAGGGCUCUGCGUGA
Budorcas taxicolor (takin) is the source of this 1260-nucleotide messenger RNA. It is a transcript of the gene KCNJ5, whose product is annotated as potassium inwardly rectifying channel subfamily J member 5. Gene Ontology annotation, cellular component: plasma membrane. Gene Ontology annotation, biological process: potassium ion import across plasma membrane; regulation of monoatomic ion transmembrane transport. Lineage: Eukaryota; Metazoa; Chordata; Mammalia; Artiodactyla; Bovidae. The transcript is spliced from 2 exons. Bases 1 to 1260 code for a protein of 419 amino acids. Gene Ontology annotation, molecular function: G-protein activated inward rectifier potassium channel activity. The record is from RefSeq and is a predicted model, not a curated record.